Messenger RNA from Nerophis ophidion (straightnose pipefish), 2761 nucleotides. RefSeq names its product glutamate decarboxylase 1b (gene gad1b). The transcript is spliced from 17 exons. Gene Ontology annotation, molecular function: pyridoxal phosphate binding; glutamate decarboxylase activity. Gene Ontology annotation, biological process: GABA biosynthetic process. Lineage: Eukaryota; Metazoa; Chordata; Actinopteri; Syngnathiformes; Syngnathidae. The record is from RefSeq and is a predicted model, not a curated record. The coding region runs from base 205 to 1956 and encodes 583 amino acids. Gene Ontology annotation, cellular component: presynaptic active zone; cytoplasm.
GACCAAUGGGCGGCCGGACCCCCCCCCCCCUGAUAUAAAUAAGGCAUAGAAAUAUUCUUGAGGGAGACAGUUGUUCACUUGCGCGCCGCUGGAGGAGGAUUUUUAUUGACGCGCGUCCGGAAUCCAGUCCACCUGCACCGGUGAAUUGCGUCCUCGCUGGGAGAUCAGAUAGUAUACCAAAAAAAAACAAAAAACGGGUGAGUGAUGGCCGCGUCAGAACCGAGAGCCACCGGCGGGGACCUGCAGGACCCCAACACCGCCAACCUGAGACCCUCAUCCACAACCAACGAGUAUGCGUGGGUGCAUGGAUGCACACGGAAACUGGGCAUGAAGAUUUGUGGGUUCCUGCAGAAGAACAACAGCCUGGAGGAGAAAGGGAGGCUGGGGCAGAAGAACCUGCUGUCCUGCGACAACAGUGACCGGGACGCCCGGUUCCGACGCACCGAGACCGACUUUUCCAACCUGUUCGCCCGGGACUUGCUGCCCGCCAAAAACGGAGAAGAGCCGACCAUGCAGUUUUUGCUGGAGGUGGUCGACAUCCUCACCAACUACGUGAAGAAGACCUUCGACCGCUCCACCAAGGUGCUGGACUUCCACCACCCACAUCAGCUCCUGGAGGGCAUGGAGGGCUUCAACCUGGAGCUGUCCGACCAGCCCGAGUCCCUGGAGCAGAUCCUGGUGGACUGCAGGGACACGCUCAAAUAUGGCGUCCGUACCGGUCACCCCCGCUUCUUCAACCAGUUGUCCUCAGGCCUGGACAUCAUCGGCCUUGCCGGGGAGUGGCUCACCUCCACCGCCAACACCAACAUGUUCACCUACGAGAUCGCGCCAGUGUUUGUUUUGAUGGAGCAGCUGACCCUGAAGAAGAUGAGAGAGAUGAUCGGCUGGUCCGGCGGAGAGGGAGACGGCCUUUUCUCACCAGGGGGCGCCAUUUCCAACAUGUACAGUGUGAUGAUCGCGCGUUACAAGUACUUCCCGGAGGUCAAAACCAAGGGCAUGUCGGCGGCCCCCCGCCUGGUCCUCUUCACGUCUGAACAUAGCCAUUACUCCGUAAAGAAGGCCGGGGCUGCCCUGGGUUUUGGCACCGAGAACGUGAUUCUGUUGAGCACGGACGAAAGGGGGAGGGUCAUUCCCGCCGAUCUGGAGGCCAAGAUUAUCGACGCCAAACAGAAGGGUUACGUCCCGAUGUUUGUCAACGCCACGGCUGGCUCCACCGUCUACGGAGCCUUUGACCCAAUCAAUGAGAUCGCCGACAUCUGCGAGAAGUACAACCUGUGGCUGCAUGUGGAUGGAGCGUGGGGCGGCGGGCUGCUGAUGUCCAGGAAGCACCGCCACAAGCUCAGCGGAAUCGAGAGGGCCAACUCCGUCACAUGGAACCCCCACAAGAUGAUGGGUGUGCCCCUGCAGUGUUCGGCCAUCCUGGUCAGAGAGAAGGGACUGAUGGGAGGGUGCAACUCCAUGUGUGCCGGUUAUUUGUUCCAACCGGACAAGCAGUACGACGUCACGUACGACACCGGCGACAAAGCCAUCCAGUGUGGUCGCCAUGUGGACAUAUUCAAGUUCUGGCUCAUGUGGAAGGCCAAGGGCACCAUUGGGUUCGAGCAGCACAUCGACAGAUGCUUGGAUCUGUCCCAGUACCUGUACAACAAGAUCAAGAACAGAGAGGGCUACCAGAUGGUGUUUGAUGGAGUGCCCCAACACACCAACGUCUGCUUCUGGUACAUUCCACCCAGCCUGAGGGGGAUGCCGGAGAGCGAGGAGAGGCGGGAAAAGCUCCACAGGGUGGCACCAAAGAUUAAGGCCCUGAUGAUGGAUUCGGGGACCACCAUGGUGGGCUACCAGCCUCAGGGUAACAAGGUCAACUUCUUCCGCAUGGUGGUCUCCAACCAUGCGGCCACUCAGUCCGACAUCGACUUCCUCAUCGAGGAGCUGGAGAGGCUGGGUCAGGACCUGUAGACCGCCCGGCGUUUCUACGGCGCGGCUUUCGGACUGCCCCCCACCUGAAAAGAACUCAACGGCAAGACCGCAACCCUCCAACCCCCUUCCCCCAUUUGUCCUCCUCCAGGUGUAACCCGCGUAGUUCCAGGUAACCGAUGGACGCGAGCCGGGUAUUCCUUGUACUUGCGUCGUGUUCAAUCGUGUGUCGUUCGAUGUAGAUUGUGGUUCGAUACGCAGGGGAAAAAAAAGCACAGAUCUCGCAAAGUAUCGCCAGAGGAUUUUUCAAACCACAUGUACAUAGUGUUUAGUAUGAUAUUUAUCGAAGAUUCUAAUGAAUUUGUACGAUGAUCCGAAACUCGUUGUCCUUGCGCGUUUAAAGGAUCUCUGCUCCUACGAAAAGCGACGGGCGUCAGUAAGCGGGUGUAGUGGUCUCGUUGUUGAGACGGACGGAAGGGUUGCCAGAGGUUCGGUUGCAAGACCGGUAUCAACCUGUGAGCCUCAUGUGGAUUUAGGAAGGGGCUAAAUGUUUGAAACCUUAAGAGAAAGUUACGUAUUUAAGGCCGAUAAUAACGAGGGGUGUCCCAAUCCGAUUUAGGCUAUCGGUGUGAUAUCAGCGAAAAUGGUAUCAAAUGAUAUCCGUUAGCAUCUAAAAUGUUGUGCAAAGCUGGACACUAGUGAUGUGCGGAUCGAUACCGGGGUAGAGCGGAAUAUACAAUAGGUCAGGAAAAAACACAGAGGCUGUAUCAUCCCUACAAGCCUUUUUCGCAGGAAACCUGCGAAACACACACAUAUACAUAUAUAUACAAUAUAUAUAUAUAUAUAU